This is a messenger RNA of Yamadazyma tenuis ATCC 10573, 1049 nucleotides long. RefSeq names its product putative phosphomutase (gene PMU3). Gene Ontology annotation, cellular component: cytoplasm. Lineage: Eukaryota; Fungi; Ascomycota; Pichiomycetes; Serinales; Debaryomycetaceae. The record is from RefSeq and is a predicted model, not a curated record. Gene Ontology annotation, molecular function: phosphatase activity.
ACUAAUCAUUGUACAAUAUGAGUAUCCCAGACGAGUUUGACGCAGUUGCCUGUUCGUUGGAGGCCGACACCAAGCAAAAAUACACAGCGUUGCUUACAGACUUUGAAAAGUCGCUAGAAAGCUACUGGAAGUUUGAGACGGUUGAUGGCAUGUUUAAGCAGUCCGAUGAUUCCACCGACGAAUACAAGUUUGAUUAUUUAAAAGAGGAUUUCGGACGUCUUUUGAGCUGGGAAGAGACGUUUGCCAAGCUUGACGAGCUUAAUUCCAAUGCUCCUGCCAACGAAUGCUACAAGGUGUUUUUUUUGGCCAGACAUGGGCAAGGAUACCAUAACUUGGCCAACAGUACGUAUGGAAACAAGGAAUGGUACCGCAAGUGGUCGGAGCUCAACGGGGAUGGGAAGAUCGUGUGGGGUCCAGACCCCGAGUUGACGGAGCUAGGCGUGAGCCAGGCCCGGGACAAUGCCCACGUGUGGGCCGAGCAGGUCAAAAAGGGUGUGAAGUUACCCACGGUGUGGUUCAGCUCUCCCUUUAGAAGAAGUGCUGAUACUCUCAUUAACACAUGGGAGUCGUUUGUGGACAUUUCAACCAUAAAGCCACUCAUAAUGGAGGAUUUCCGGGAAACUAUAGGUGUGCACACUUGUGACAAAAGAUCGCCUCGAUCGGUGAUUGCAGCCAAAUACGAACAUUUGGGAUUUGUAAUUGAAGACGGAUUCGAAGAAGAAGACGUUUACUGGAAACCAGAUUAUCGGGAGACGAUCGAGGAGCAUGGGAUUCGGACCAACCGGGCAUUCCAACAUAUUUUCAAUAAUUGUGAGGAUGAGGUGGUGAGCAUAACCUCUCAUUCGGGAGCCAUUAGGGCCCAGUUGUUGGUGUUGAACCAUAGGCCAUUUCUGAUUGGAACUGGGGGGAUGAUUCCGGUGGUGGUUAAGGGAACCAAGUACGAGAAGGGAGAAUAGACAGAAUACUAGGCAAGACUAGACAUAGAAAACCUAUAGAUAUAUUUGAAUAGAGAUUAGAAUACAUAAGAGACAAACUAGAUUCAUCACCAC